AUGGUCACUCCGGCUUGCUAUUCCCCCAGCGACGCUGGCAGGCGAUAUAGUCGUGCUUGUCCUCCAUACCCGAGCCCAUACUCGGAUAGACGCUAUCACCUCACUACACAAGACGCUCGAUCAUCAACUAUGACAGAUCGUGAAAUAGACUCCGAGUCAUCACAGCCUCGGAAGAGGAUCGCGGUAGCAUGCGGUCGAUGCCGCAAGCGCAAGAUCCGAUGUAGUGGCGACCCCGGGAACGGGCUCCCAUGUUCCAACUGCAAGAACGCAGGCCAUGAGCCGUGUCUCUUCUUACGGGUUUCUUCAACUGAAACUCACCUUAGGCAUGACAGCAACGACUUUGGGUACAACCUCGACGCGGCUAGGCCAUACAGCAACCAAUCGAGGGUAGCCGUAUCUCAUUUAAGCUCCGUCCCUCAGUAUCCCGCUACCAUAUCUGGCGAAGACGUUAUAGCGUCGUACCGCCAUAGUCAAUACCCGUACGCAAGCAAAUACCACUACUCCACCGUGCCGGGAUGGACGAGCACAUAUUCGGACGAAGGCGUGGAAUAUAGCGGCCUCAAUUACCCAUACCAUAUGAUAAGCCAAGAGCCUGCUCACAUGGUACAAGGAUACGGGCGGUACGGCUCAGCAAAACCUGUCUACGUCGACCCUGAAAGCCCUCCGUACUCCUUCGGAAGCUUGGCCCACCGCCCAGUCGCAAGCAGCGAGUCUCCUACUGGAUUUUCGCUGUCCGGAAUGGCCGCUUCCCUCCCUAACGCCCCCGACCGCGUAGUUCCGUCAGAUCGUCUUCUGCCUCAAGUUAAUCGAACUCUGACAAGUUCGUCAAGCUAUCGCGCGGACGGCAUCACAAGUUACUCCGGCUCGAAGACGUCCCCAAGUAGUUCGAUGUCUGAAGUUAGCUACGGCAACUUGAACCCUAGCUUCGAGUCUCAGUAUUCUGCUGCCCCUAAUACUCUCCCGUCGCAACGGUCGGGUAGCCAGAGUGAUACAACUCCCUACCAACCGAAUACGACUUCGGCGUCGGAUGCCUUAUACACGUCUAGUGAUCAGUCACUCCGAUCCACCGACGAUGCCAGCACAAGCUUCAGUUACAUCUACAGCGACAAGCUCGAAAGUUCUCGGCGCAAUUCGCAAUCGAGCUGCGGGGCAAGCGGCGGAUCUGUGCUCCCCAACGGCCAUGUUUAUGUCCCGGAUUCCCAUCAUACCCACGCCCCUCCUCCAUCCCAAGGGUAUGUCUCUUCGCAAGAUAGUGCAGUAGAUGGAGCUACCACGUCGUCUAGUCGAGGAGGUAGCAGCAGCAACGGCCCCUCGCAUAUGCAUAUGGACGGCCACCGACGAUCUGCGGGAAACCUCCGUGGGGGAUAAUAUCUAUCGCCCUAUGUUUAAGCGUGCCCGGUUGGC
Messenger RNA from Daldinia vernicosa, 1404 nucleotides. RefSeq lists its product as uncharacterized. The record is from RefSeq and is a predicted model, not a curated record. The coding region runs from base 1 to 1368 and encodes 455 amino acids. The transcript is spliced from 3 exons. NCBI's taxonomy places the organism in Eukaryota, Fungi, Ascomycota, Sordariomycetes, Xylariales, Hypoxylaceae. Gene Ontology annotation, biological process: regulation of DNA-templated transcription. Gene Ontology annotation, molecular function: DNA-binding transcription factor activity, RNA polymerase II-specific; zinc ion binding.